Messenger RNA from Tetranychus urticae (two-spotted spider mite), 1634 nucleotides. It is a transcript of the gene wds, whose product is annotated as WD repeat-containing protein wds. NCBI's taxonomy places the organism in Eukaryota, Metazoa, Arthropoda, Arachnida, Trombidiformes, Tetranychidae. Gene Ontology annotation, molecular function: histone binding. Gene Ontology annotation, cellular component: Set1C/COMPASS complex. The record is from RefSeq and is a predicted model, not a curated record.
GCUUCAUUGACUGAGGUAAAAUACUGCAACACGAAUUCAUCUUAUUAGUUAUUAUUUUGACAUUGUUUUUAUAUUGAUGAUUAUUGUUAUUAGUAAGUGACAUUCCUAUUUAACGUUGCAAAAUGUAUGCUGGUUCCUCAUCCUCUACAAGUAAACAAGAACCUCGAGAUAAAGAUUCAACCAAGGGUAAACCCAACUAUGUCCAGAAAGCAACCCUUGCUGGGCAUACAAAAGCAGUUUCCUCCGUUAAAUUUAGUCCUAAUGGUGAGUGGUUAGCAUCUUGUUCAGCUGAUAAAUUUAUAAAAAUAUGGUCUGCCUUUGAUGGGAAAUUUGAAAAGACUAUCUCUGGCCAUAAACUUGGUUUGUCAGAUAUUGCUUGGAGCACGGACUCUAAAUUGAUUGUGUCUGCUUCAGAUGAUAAAACACUUAAAUUGUGGGAAGUUACUACUGGUAAAUGUUUGAAAACUUUAAAAGGACAUUCAAACUAUGUUUUCUGUUGUAGUUUCAAUCCUCAAUCUAACCUGAUUGUCUCUGGUUCAUUUGAUGAAUCAGUUCGUCUUUGGGAUGUUAAAACUGGUAAAUGUCUAAAGACAUUACCAGCUCAUUCUGAUCCUGUAUCUGCAGUUCAUUUCAACCGUGAUGGAUCUCUCAUUGUUUCUUCUUCAUAUGAUGGUCUCUGUCGAAUCUGGGAUACUGCAUCAGGUCAAUGUUUAAAGACUCUCAUUGAUGAUGACAACCCUCCUGUUUCAUUUGUCAAAUUUUCACCAAAUGGAAAAUACAUUCUAGCAGCAACUUUAGACAAUACUCUGAAAUUAUGGGACUACAGCAAAGGAAAAUGUCUCAAGACUUAUACAGGACAUAAAAACGAGAAAUAUUGUAUUUUCGCUAACUUUUCUUGUACUGGAGGUAAAUGGAUCGUCUCAGGAUCAGAGGAUCAUCUAGUGUACAUUUGGGAUUUACAAAGCAAGGAGAUCGUUCAAAAGCUUUCUGGUCACACUGAUGUUGUUAUGUGUACCUCCUGUCAUCCAACUCAUAACAUUAUCGCCUCCGCUGCUUUGGAAAAUGAUAAAACAAUCAGACUUUGGAGAAGUGACAAUUAGGCUAAAACUAUAUUCUUAAGUAAUUCGACUCAAUUUCAAAUCAAACAGACAAUUUUGGGUUACAUAAUUUAUUGAUUCAUGUCCUUUCAAGGUUUUUAUAUAUUCAUGCAAGAUAAAUAUACACACAAACUAAGAGAAAAACUGUAUCAUAAAAUCCUCAUUUGUCCAAAAAGUCAUCAUGACAAAACACUUAAUUCUUCAAUCUGAGUAAUUAUAUUCAACAGUUACUCGCUGACUAUUUUCAUUGGCCUGAACUCCUAAAAAAGCAUUUCCUUUUUUCGCUUUUCCCAUAUAUUUCUUAUUUGCUCGCAAUUCAUCUCAUUUCUGAUAUUAGGUCGAUCAUUUUCAUAAUGAUGUUCAUGUAAAAGCUUCAAGCAAUUGUUUAAUACGUGAAAACGUAUAAUCAUAUCAAUGGAAACGUAAACAUUAUUGUAAAUCAAAGUAGUCUACGUAAAUCGAUUUAGCCUCUUUUAAUUUCCACAACAAAUCAUCUCUUAAACUUAGCUGAUUAAAAAUCUGCAAAUUUUCAUUUUU